Penicillium riverlandense is the source of this 645-nucleotide messenger RNA. RefSeq lists its product as uncharacterized. Bases 1 to 645 code for a protein of 214 amino acids. The record is from RefSeq and is a predicted model, not a curated record. The transcript has a single exon. Lineage: Eukaryota; Fungi; Ascomycota; Eurotiomycetes; Eurotiales; Aspergillaceae.
AUGUCGUUCCUCGCCAACCUCUGCGGUUGCUUCGUCUGCAACCACAAAGCCUCCCCCUCUUCUUCUUCACGCCCAGAGAUGCAAGUCUCCCAGGGCCCAACACACACCCGCAGCGGAGUGCCAACCGGUCGCUUUACCCUCUCCGCUCAUGGCGACUUUGUCCGCCGCGCUGCCGACAACGAGGUUGGCACCGAGCGCGGGCCCCACGCGGCUGACUCCGGGUAUACCAAUGUGGUCCCGCUGCCGCAGUACACGCCGCGGCCCAUGAGUGCUCACGAGAAAACCCUCGAGGCUCACAUGCGUGACCCGCCGGUCUCUUCGUCUGAGUAUUCUGCCGAUGAAAAGAACCGGAAUCUCUACGACGAAGAGGUUACCUCUGACGGCUCUUCUGCCAUCUCUUUCCCGAGCAGCUACGGGAAUACCUCGACGGCAACCCGAGAAACGCCCCCGCCGCCGUACUCCCCGCGUCAUUCGUCAGUAUUCACUCGCUCGCGCUCCAUGUCCGUGUCGUCUGCGAUGGCGGUGGCUAUUAACCCGCCGCCGUUGGCUCGGGUAGCUGGCGUGCAUCACGGUCGUCUUGCUCGUUCCGAGGUGGAUGACCAGUCUCUUCGGCGCCACCGACGAAUUUCCUGGGAGAGCCGUUAG